UUAGACGAAUGAGAUUGUUGUGUAAGCUAAUCAUCAUCAUAGAAUAUAUAAGAAUAUAUAAGAAUGUGUAAGGAAGUGGUUAAGCACCAUACACGAGUCUGUAUAAGAUCCAACAUAACAUUCUCCCAACAACUCGAGUUAUUGGGACCAACUAGUUUACUUCAAAAAAAAAAACUAGUUUAUGACAUGGUAUCAGAGCUGGUUUAUCCUUGAGGUCACGUGUUCAAGUCCUCACGACCCCAAUAUUAAUCGUUGUCUUUCAAGCACAUGGUAGGGCUGGGCCUGUGCAAACUUCAAGCCCAUGAGUCGGCUUUCGUUUGAGGGGGCCUGUAAGGAAGUGGUUAAACACCAUACACGGGUCUGUAUAAGAUCCAACAUAACCUUCUCCCAACAACUCGAGUUAUUGGAUUGUAUUGGACACAACCAAUGCUAAAAUUAUAAGAUCUAAUUAAUUAAUAAUAUUGUUGUUAAUUUGAAUUGUAUGCUAACAGGUGGUCACUUAUAGCGGGGAGGAUACCAGGAAGGACAGACAACGAGAUAAAAAAUUAUUGGAAUACACACCUUAGCAAGAAGUUGAUUAGCCUCGGGAUUGAUCCCACUACCCACAAGCCUCUCCUGCUUGCCAACAACACUAAUAAGCCUCCUUCCUCCACCAAAAUACCAUCAAAUAAGCCACCCAGUACUGGAUACCAUUUCCCAAUGCCAUCGUCUACCAGCUGCAACAAAAAUGUCAUGAUUACCACCUAUGAUGACCACCUGCAGCAUCGACAAGGGAAGCUUCCUAUGACUAUGAUGGAGGGAGAUUAUUGUUGUUAUGAUGGUGAUGCCAGCUGCAGUAUUGGUCAAGGCUACCAAGAUAUGAUGUUGAUGAUCAAGGAUUAUUGCGACACUAGGAGCAGCCAUGAGAAUAUUGGUAACGAGGACGAUGACGACGAUGCUUUCUCUUCCUUCCUCAACUCCCUCAUCAACGAAGAAGCAGAGCACCACCACCACCAACAACAACAGCAAGUUCUCGACGCCAAAAAUCCUGCAACUGCAAGUGGCUCCUCCUCAUGAUCAGCCUCCGGCCCUCUGAUCCCAACCUUUGAAUAUAUAAAUAUAAUAUAAUUAGUAGCUAGCCAGCUAGCUUUAUACAUACAUAAUUAAUUUCAUUCCACGCAUGCAUGCGUCAUGGAAUGAUCGCUAUAUAUAUGUGUAAUAUAAUGUAAGUGAAGAGCUGAAUAUAGCUAGCUCCACUACACAAUGCCAGACGUACUUCCACACAUCUACCAUUGUUUUGUUUGUAACCUAAAUAGAUAUAUUAUGUGUUAAGAUAAUGUUGCCUUGUUUGAAUGAUAUAUUAACGUGUUUGUGCAUAUGUGGUACGAACAAUUAUCUAUACAUAUAAAAAUGAAAUUUACUCAUCAGAUUUGCUAGCUACUCUGAAUAUUUAGCUAGCUAGCUGCUUGUCGGCCUGUAUAUAUAUAUAUAUGUUGUUUGUAAUGACGACAAAUACAGUAUAAUUGCAUGAGGAGGUUUUAUAUCACUCUUUUGAUAAUGUGAGAGGUUAAACCCACUCUUUUCACGUAUGUAUAUAUAUAUUGAAGUUUGUCGAUCCAUCGAUCCUACGGUUGUGGUAACUUUGAAUGAAAGAUAGCUAGCUAAGCCGUACAGAGGGUGAAACUCAAGCUAGCUACCAACUAGUCCUAUUAUGAUGCAGACAUUAAUGGAGCUACUCCUCCACGCAUGUUUGAUGGGUAGAUACCUGUAUAUAUAGUGAUUAGUGACAGUGUAGUGGGAGUGGCCUUCCCCACGUCGUCGGACGUGUUGCCUGUUUAAUUAGUUUACCAUUAAUUAAUUAUUUCUAGAUUUCCCUUCACCGCAUAUUGUUAUCUAUUAAAAAAUAACAUUUAGGUUCUUACUGUGCAUGUACGUACACGUAAGUAUAAACCAAGCUUCCACAAACUCAGUUUAAGCAAUUCUACACAAGUAGUUGUGUUCAUAUUCAUAUAUAUAUAUAUAUGCAUUCUUCGUUUGAGUACGUACUGAAAUAAGACAGUACUGCAUGUAAAUAUACAGCAGUAUAGCUUAAUUAAGUACACGAUCAAUCGGAUUAAAACGUACACUUAAUUGUUCAAAAUGGAACACUCGAGCGGUUCAUUAACAAUAACAACAUGCAACUUAAUUAUAAUCAAGCAUAUUAUUAUUAUUAUUAUAUAUAAUCGAAGGAGCGCGCAUUCGGAGAAAACAUUACCUGCAUGGAAUGGAGGCCGGGCUGGAUGGAGUUGCAAUGCAUCCAUCCAUCCAUCCUCAUGCUCUCUCUCUCUCUCUCUCGGGAAAGAAACACAGAGACUUGCAGUUGAUGGUAAAAAUCAAUGUGAUGGAUCAUUCAUUGCAAUCAUAGAAGAAUGCGUAUAUAUAUAUGUAUAUGUUCGUAGGCACACUAGCAGCUGAUUGUAAACAGACCAAACGUUCCAACUCAAAACCGUCGGUUUUAUCCAAACCAAGCUACUAGUAGUUAGACGGACAAACCUUUCUCACUCUUAAUUUCCCUUUUCCUCUUUGGGUCCGUCAUCUCAAAUCAACCGCAAUCGCCCAUAGUCCAUUGGCGUAACCAAACUUGAACUUGAGUGGUGUUUUGAAUGACUGAGAUAAACUAGAAUUAAGGUGAAAUGAUAAGCUUUAAUAUGUUGGGUGUGAUGAUUCACUAUGAGAUCCUUAAUUAAAUCCAAAGCAAUCAUCUAAACAUUUUCGGCUCAUAUUUGUUGCCACCAAGUGGGUCCAUGGAACCAAUUCCCCUCGGCUUGGCUCCGCCUACUAACUACUACUUUAAACUAGAGGUGUUCAAAUGGUUACCAUGGUUAUUACCAAACCAAAUAAGGUUAAAUUUCAUUA
Molecule: messenger RNA, 2874 nt
Organism: Linum trigynum
Lineage: Eukaryota; Viridiplantae; Streptophyta; Magnoliopsida; Malpighiales; Linaceae
Source: the annotation of a GenBank genome assembly